Molecule: messenger RNA, 1092 nt
Organism: Aspergillus mulundensis
Lineage: Eukaryota; Fungi; Ascomycota; Eurotiomycetes; Eurotiales; Aspergillaceae
Product: AHA1 family protein
Exons: 4
Coding region: 1-1092 (363 amino acids)
Biological process (GO): positive regulation of ATP-dependent activity; protein folding
Cellular component (GO): cytosol
Molecular function (GO): protein-folding chaperone binding; ATPase activator activity
Source: RefSeq, a predicted model, not a curated record
AUGGUUCUCCACAACCCCAACAACUGGCACUGGGUCAACAAGGAUGUCUCCGGCUGGGCCAAGAACUACUUGACGGAGAAGCUUCGUGCGAUUUCUGCCGAGGAGGAUGGGGUCACCGCUAAGGUGUCCAACGUACUGACAAUGGACGGCGACGUAGAUGUCAGCCAGCGGAAGGGCAAGGUCAUUACUUUGUUCGACGUUAAGCUGCAGCUGGAGUAUGAAGGUAAGACUAAGGAAGAAGAGGCUGUGAGUGGAACUAUCACCAUUCCUGAAGUGGCCCAUGACACCGAGGAGGAUGAGUAUGUCUUCGAGAUCGAAAUCUACUCGGAAUCCGCUUCGAAGCAGCCCGUCAAGGAUCUUGUGCGCUCAAAGAUUGUUCCUGAGCUCCGCAAGGAACUGGCCAAGCUCGCCCCGGCUCUAGUAGCUGAACACGGAAAGGAUAUUCAGCACGCCCCUGGUGUCAACCCCUCCAGCGGCUUCACGCCUGCGGCUCAGUACCCUCAUGCUAAGAAGCAAGAAACCCCUGCUCCCAAGUCCGCAACUACAACCACUACCAACAAGGUCGCCGUCAACACCACUACAGUGACCGCUUCGGACGAAUUCCGCACCACAGCCGACGAGCUGUUCAAGACCUUCACAGAGCCCGAGCGUCUCACAGCCUUUACUCGUGGUGCGCCUCGCCAAUGGGACGGUGCCAAGAUCGGCGGCAAGUUCUCCAUCUUCGACGGCAAUGUUACUGGAGAGUUCGUGAAGCUUGAGUCGCCCAAACUGCUGGUUCAGAAGUGGCGCUUGGCUCAGUGGCCCCAGGGUCACUUCAGUACCCUCGAGAUCAACUUUGACCAGAACGAUGUCGACGGUGUUACCCAAAUGCGCGUCUCGUGGGCCGGCGUCCCCGUCGGUCAGGAGGACGUCACGAAACAGAACUGGGAGCUCUACUACGUCCGCAGCAUUAAGCAGACAUUCGGAUCUCGUUCGUUUGUUUUUGCGUGGAAACAGCUGCUGAUUACAAUUCUUGUUCUUUCUCUCGGUAUAGGUUUGGCACUAUUCUCUGAUCACAUACGGGCGUUUGGGGCCAAGAGUGAUAUAGAUUAG